Molecule: messenger RNA, 1360 nt
Organism: Glycine soja
Lineage: Eukaryota; Viridiplantae; Streptophyta; Magnoliopsida; Fabales; Fabaceae
Product: immune-associated nucleotide-binding protein 9-like
Exons: 6
Coding region: 119-1129 (336 amino acids)
Molecular function (GO): GTP binding
Source: RefSeq, a predicted model, not a curated record
AACUAUAUAUAUAUACAGAGAAUUAUCGUUUUCGUGCUGUGUUUAGUGUUUACUCUGUUCUUGUGUUUGCGUUGCUUGGAAGAGGCUCUCCCUACACUACAGGGUAGGAAGAUUUGUGAUGGGUGGAAGUUCUAUUGGUGAUGACUGGGAGCUCACUUCCUCAUCUAACGAGGGUCGGACAGUGGUCUUAGUUGGACGAACUGGCAAUGGCAAGAGUGCAACAGGUAAUACCAUUCUUGGAAGGAAGGUCUUCAAGUCAAGGGCUAGCUCCUCUGCUGUAUCCACCUCAUGUGAAUUGCAGACAACAGAAUUAAACGACGGACAAAUUGUUAAUGUUAUUGACACCCCAGGAUUAUUUGAUUUGUCUGUCGGAUCUGAGUUUGUUGGUAAGGAAAUUGUCAAAUGCAUUGAUUUGGCCAAGGAUGGGAUCCAUGCUGUCAUUGUAGUGUUCUCGGUUAGAACACGCUUUACUGAGGAAGAAGAAACUGCUCUUCGGAGCUUGCAGACAUUAUUUGGAAGCAAAAUUGUUGAUUACAUGAUUGUGGUCUUCACUGGAGGAGAUGAAUUGGAAGAAAAUGCUGAGACACUUGAGGAUUAUUUAGGCCGUGAAUGUCCAGAGCCUUUAAAGGAAAUUCUUGUUUUGUGUGACAAUCGUUGCGUACUUUUUGAUAACAAGACUAAGGAUGAAGGGAAGCGCUUUGGACAAGUUCAACAACUUCUCUCUUUUGUAAACACAGUUCUAUCACGUAAUGGUGGACGACCUUAUACAGAUGAGUUAUUUACACAACUGAAGAAGGGAGCAAUGGAGCUGCAUAACCAACAAAGAGAGGUUGAUUCUUUAAAAGGAUAUUCAAAAGGAGAGAUAUUGAAGUUUAAAAAGCAAAUGCAGCAAACAUAUGAUGACCAAUUAAAGCGAAUUACUGAGAUGGUUGAAUCAAAGUUGAGGGAGGCAACUAUGAGGCUUGAGCAACAAUUGGCAGAAGAGCAAGCUGCAAGACUUAAGGCAGAGGAGAAUGCAAUGUUAGCUCAAAUGAGAUCAGAUGAUGAAAUACGAAAACUCAGAGAACAUCUUGAGAAGGCACAUGAAGAACUUCGCAAGCGAGGUGAAGGUCGUUGUGCCAUUCUUUGAUAGUAGCCACUUCAUACUUCAAAGAGUUUAUUUAUGUUAUUUUUCUCUUGGAUCGUGACAUCAAAUAGCUGUUGCAUUUGCAGGGUUAAUACCUGUGUAAGUGCCAUGACUAUUAUGCAAUUAUUUUUAUUCCAUGUUCACAUCAUGCAUUAUGAGAUUGGAGAUAUUUUCUAAUCUGGUUUUCAUACUUGUCCAGUAAUUUCAAUACGAAUUUUAGUGUUUUCUGUUGAA